This is a messenger RNA of Thamnophis sirtalis, 3473 nucleotides long. It is a transcript of the gene VPS35, whose product is annotated as VPS35 retromer complex component. The record is from RefSeq and is a predicted model, not a curated record. NCBI's taxonomy places the organism in Eukaryota, Metazoa, Chordata, Lepidosauria, Squamata, Natricidae. Gene Ontology annotation, cellular component: retromer complex; retromer, cargo-selective complex; late endosome. Gene Ontology annotation, biological process: retrograde transport, endosome to Golgi; intracellular protein transport.
AGGGAGGAGGGGGGGAAACCGAGGUGCAGGGCGUGCGGGCGGUGCGGCCGGGCGAAGGAGGUGCCACCAUGCCAACUACUAGCCAGCAGUCUCCGCAAGAUGAGCAAGAGAAGCUUCUGGAUGAGGCCAUACAGGCUGUUAAGGUGCAGUCUUUCCAAAUGAAGCGCUGCUUGGACAAAAACAAGCUAAUGGAUGCCCUGAAACAUGCCUCGAACAUGCUUGGUGAGCUGAGGACUUCAAUGUUGUCUCCAAAGAGUUAUUAUGAAUUGUAUAUGGCCAUCUCUGAUGAGCUCCACUACCUGGAGGUGUACUUGACGGAUGAGUUUGCUAAGGGAAGGAAGGUGGCUGAUCUGUAUGAGCUGGUUCAGUACGCUGGAAACAUCAUCCCACGGCUCUAUUUACUAAUAACUGUUGGGGUGGUCUACGUGAAGUCUUUCCCUCAAUCUCGAAAGGACAUCUUAAAAGACUUGGUGGAAAUGUGUCGUGGGGUCCAGCAUCCUUUAAGAGGCCUGUUCCUUCGCAACUAUCUUCUUCAAUGCACCCGGAACAUUUUGCCUGAUGAUGGAGAGCAGAUAGACGAAGAAACCACCGGGGACAUCAGUGACUCCAUGGACUUUGUGCUGUUGAACUUUGCUGAGAUGAAUAAGCUCUGGGUGCGAAUGCAGCACCAAGGGCACAGUCGAGAUCGGGAGAAGAGGGAGCGUGAGAGGCAGGAGCUGAGGAUCCUGGUGGGAACCAACUUGGUCCGGCUCAGCCAGCUGGAAGGCGUCAACGUAGAGAGAUACAAACAGAUUGUCUUACCUGGCAUAUUGGAACAAGUAGUUAACUGCAGGGAUGCGCUAGCUCAAGAAUACCUAAUGGAAUGCAUCAUACAGGUUUUCCCAGAUGAAUUUCACCUCCAGACUUUGAAUCCUUUCCUUCGAGCGUGUGCGGAAUUACACCAAAAUGCGAAUGUCAAAAAUAUUAUAAUUGCAUUAAUUGACAGACUUGCACUCUUUGCCCACCGAGAGGAUGGACCAGGGAUCCCAGCGGAUAUUAAACUCUUCGACAUUUUCUCCCAGCAGGUGGCUACAGUCAUACAGUCUAGGCAAGAUAUGCCUUCGGAGGACGUGGUGUCAUUACAAGUCUCGCUCAUUAACUUGGCCAUGAAGUGCUACCCAGACCGCGUGGACUAUGUGGACAAAGUGCUGGAGACAACAGUGGAGAUUUUCAACAAGCUUAACCUGGAGCACAUUGCAACCAGCAGCGCAGUUUCCAAGGAGCUGAUGAGACUCUUGAAGAUCCCUGUUGAUACCUACAACAACGUCCUCACUGUCCUGAAACUGAAGCAUUUCCAUCCUUUGUUCGAGUACUUCGACUAUGAGUCCAGAAAGACCAUGAGUUGUUACGUGCUUAGCAACGUGCUGGAUUACAACACAGAAAUUAUCUCCCAAGACCAGGUAGAUGCCAUCAUGAAUCUGGUUUCAACGCUAAUUCAGGACCAGCCAGACCAGCCGGCAGAAGAUCCAGACCCUGAAGACAUGGCUGACGAACAGGGUCUUGUAGGCAGGUUUAUCCACCUGCUUCGUUCAGACGAUCCCAAUCAGCAGUAUCUGAUUUUAAAUACCGCGCGGAAGCACUUCGGUGCUGGUGGGAACCAGCGCAUCCGUUACACGUUGCCGCCAUUGGUGUUUGCUGCGUAUCAACUCGCAUUUCGCUAUAAGGAGAAUGAGAAAGUGGAUGACAAAUGGGAAAAGAAAUGCCAGAAGAUCUUCACUUUUGCUCACCAGACCAUCAGCGCUUUGAUUAAAGCCGAGCUGGCGGAACUUCCUCUCCGUCUCUUCCUUCAGGGAGCUUUAGCCGCUGGAGAAAUUGGCUUUGAGAACCAUGAAACUGUGGCCUAUGAAUUCAUGUCUCAGGCAUUUUCUCUCUAUGAAGAUGAAAUCAGUGAUUCAAAAGCCCAGCUGGCUGCAAUCACGCUGAUAAUUGGGACAUUUGAGCGGAUGAAGUGCUUUGGCGAGGAGAACCACGAACCUUUGAGAACUCAGUGCGCACUGGCGGCUUCAAAAUUGCUGAAGAAGCCAGAUCAGUGCCGAGCCGUGAGCACCUGCGCCCAUCUUUUCUGGUCUGGCCGGAACACAGACAAGAAUGGAGAAGAGCUCCAUGGAGGCAAGAGGGUCAUGGAAUGCUUGAAAAAGGCGCUGAAGAUAGCCAACCAAUGCAUGGAUCCCUCCCUGCAAGUGCAGCUCUUCAUAGAAAUUUUAAACAGAUAUAUCUACUUUUAUGAAAAAGAGAACGAGACGGUGACAAUUCAGGUGUUGAAUCAGCUCAUUCAAAAAAUCCGGGAAGACCUUCCUAAUCUCGAAUCGACCGAGGAGACAGAACAGAUCAACAAACAUUUUCAGAACACACUGGAGCAUUUGCGUUUGAGGAGGGAAUCCCCCGAAUCUGAGGGGCCAAUUUAUGAAGGGCUGGUCAUUUAAACAAAAGACACCCGCACUCACCCACCCAUCCACCCAUCCCGGUCCCAUCCUGUGGGCGCUUGUCCCUCUGUCUUUCCAUGUACAACACACAUGGCAUUUUGUUGUUCAUUAUCAUUCUUCUUGCAUUAGAGAUCAUAGACUUUUGUGCCUUUUGGGAGUGCCAACAAUAGGCUUUCGGUUCACUCUUCUUCUCUUGUGCGUGCGUGCGUGUGAAUGUGUGAAUAUGUUCCAGGCUGCUGCUUCCAAGCAUUUGGGAUUUAAGUAUUCCUGUCAGAAUUUCCAAGGUAUGGACUAGCAGACCAAUAGAAAAUUAGCAUGACUGAAUCCGUUCUUCUAAAAAUUCCACAUGGUUGUACAUCUCUCCCCUCCCCCUCCCCCCUUGUCUUCUUUUUCUCUCCUGCUCUUCUGUCCUCACAUUUCCGCCCAAAAGCCAUAUAAUCUCUAAUCCACUUUUUCAUCUGCAAGUGUUACUAAGGCUGUGGACUAUUUUUUUUUUAAAUAAUGUUUCAUUUUCUUGUCUGUCAGAUUUCGCUUUCUCUCUCUCUUUUUUUUUCCAUAUUUGUCAGAGUUCUGUCAGAUUCCCCCCAGCCCAAAUAUCUUCAUGCAUGUAUUUGGAGUUAUAAAGCACCAUUCUUUUAAAAAAAGGAAAGAAAUUAAACCAAGAAAGUUAUAUUUUGCAUAUGGGGACUCAAGUGACAUACAGUGAGGGUUCAGUAUAGUACACAGGGCAUAUUUAUCAAGAUAAUAGUAAGAAAAUUCAAAUCAGACGGUGGUCUAUAGAGUAUAUAACCUUCAGUACUGUCAAAUUAGGGGGAAAUGCAAUCUGUAUCCUUAAUUUGUGCCAGUAUAACAAUAAAGUUGCUAUUAAUGGAUAUGGCCUCAACUAUCUCCUGUUGCAUUUAAUGAUCAUUCUAGCUCUUUUUUAAAAAGACACUGCAAUUGAUGAUUGUAUUAAGAGCGCUGGUCGUUGUGGUCUGCCAGUGGCCAGCAGAGCUGGCAGCAGAUUCGGAC